CAAUAAACAAUGCAAUUUUAGAUURAAAAUGAUACUUGAAUUGGGGUUCCUGUUUUUUGUUAUUGUCACGUGAACAAAGUUGGCGGGAAAAUCAACRUUUCAACCUACAAUCGACAGAAAGAACACUUUCUUUUUUGACAAAUACUAUAGUACUAGUAUUGUCUUAUGAAGUCUUACAAGCAACAGAUUCAUGUAUUUUAGCAAUAGAAAUAAUCCUAUACGAAGGAGUAGAGAAUUAUGCAGCCAAGAUGAUGAAAUUGGACUCAUUUAUACAAGAGACAAGUUCGGUUGUCUGAAAACACCAAGAGGUUACAACUUGACAUUCGGUGACAAAAGCUAUCUUAAAGAAAUUGAACCAAUAGCUGCWAGUUGCUCCACGGAAGACCCCGAUGGCACUCUCUCUCCAUGUUCACUGUACUCGAUUUCACUYGACUUUGUGGCCAAAAACAUCUCAAUGGUAGAAUCUCUGUAUGGGUUUCCUGAUAUUGUAGGAAAAGAUCUYUUUGACAGGAUACAUGCAAACAAAGGAUUUGCUCAUUCUUGGAGUGACAACUUUCAGUUAUUCAUAGAUGCCUAUGGAAGUCUUGUUUUAGACAAGUUGAGCUUAAAUGGACAAAGACUUGCCGUCAGUGAAAUAGAGUAUUUGAAGAGCUUUUCUUGUUUAUCUGAGCUGGAUUUGAGUCACUGUCGCAUGGGAAGUAACCACGAAGUACUGUUGCAUGUAUCAAAAAUGUCGAGUUUAACAAACCUGAGUUUAAAGGAUAACUGCCUGAAUGUGGAUGAUAUCAAACUCUUUACACUUCCUCUUCGUGUGACAAGAGUUGGGCCAUCAAACUUGAAAUUACUGGACUUAUCUCUUAACCCUGGUAUAUCCCAUCAUGCAAUGAGGUACCUGACUUGUUUUCAAUCUCUUGUUGGUGUGAACCUCACUGGGACAAGUGUAUCAGUUACCGACAUAGAGAAGUCUUCAAGGGUGAAUCRACUGGUGUCAAAUCCAAAGUUUACAGGUUUCAAUGAUUAUAACAAGAUACAAACUGAAGGAUGGGCUUCCUGUGUUAUYGAAGACUGGCUUUUUAAGUUGAACACUGCAAAGAAACGACCAAGAAAGAGURGUGCGAACAGCAAAGCUCAGUCAUUUUAUACUCAAGGGAAGAAAUUAAAUUUACUACAAGAAAAGAACUCUGAACAACCCAYAAUCRCYGUAMAGAAAUUGCCUWUAUUAAUUCUAACAAAACCUGAARGAUCACAAAUUAAAGCUGUUUUAAACRGAAAAUGCAAAAGUGAACAGAUGAAUGAGCARCAUGAAUGSAAGAAAGGGAAAUGUGAACUGGAUAAUGGGAAGAAAAAUAAUGAAUCAGCAAGACUCAAGAGAAAACARCAUUGGGAUGAUGAUGCUUUCAUAGACAAUGAAAUACUUCAGUUUUACAUGAAUAACACUAGAACAGUGACAGAGAACAAAAAACCAAGACUGUCUCUAAAUGACUUCCUGAAAUGA
Molecule: messenger RNA, 1495 nt
Organism: Exaiptasia diaphana
Lineage: Eukaryota; Metazoa; Cnidaria; Anthozoa; Actiniaria; Aiptasiidae
Product: leucine-rich repeat-containing protein 42
Exons: 4
Coding region: 191-1495 (434 amino acids)
Source: RefSeq, a predicted model, not a curated record